Molecule: messenger RNA, 1056 nt
Organism: Penaeus indicus
Lineage: Eukaryota; Metazoa; Arthropoda; Malacostraca; Decapoda; Penaeidae
Product: nose resistant to fluoxetine protein 6-like
Exons: 5
Coding region: 1-561 (186 amino acids)
Source: RefSeq, a predicted model, not a curated record
AUGAAAAAUAUACAGAAAAAUGAGCUGGCCGUGUUCUUGGGCUACCUCGCCGCCAUCUCCCUGGGUCUGGGCCUGGUGUUGGGACUCUACCCUUACAACCACAUAUUCCCCGACAAAUCCUACGUCGACAACCCUGCGAUGUCAGCCGCCUAUGGAGCACUGGCGAGGCCGGUGUGGGGCAUGUGCGUUGCUUGGGUGGUCUUCACGUGCCACACCGGAAACGCAGGUGUGGUUAACAAAAUACUCUCGUACCCCGGCUGGAGACCCCUGGCCAGACUUACCUUUACGAUGUACUUGACGGUCCCUCUUGUGCAGCUCUGGUGGUCGUCAACGCAGUUCCAGCCAACGUACUUUAACUACCAAGAAAAGCUGUUCCAGUCCGCGGGCGUGGCGUUCAUCGCAGGAAUCGUCUCUCUUAUCAUCUCGUGUCUGGUGGAGCUGCCUCUGCGGACGCUACUGGAUGCACUACUGCCUUCCGAAGCUAAAAAACAGGAGGACCGAAUCAGGCCGCAGAAGCAAGAUCCUGAAAACGGCAAAGUCCUAUCAACUUCCAUGAUGUGAGAGAGAGGGCGAUGACGAGGAAGAGGAGGAAGAGUAGGAUGAUGAAAAGGAGGAGGAGAAGGAACAGGUGGACGACGAGGACAAGAAGGAGAAAGAGGAUGUGAGACAGAGGGCGAUGACGAGGAAGAGGAGGAAGAGUAGGACGAUGAAAAGGAGGAGGAGAAGGAACAGGUGGACGACGAGGACAAGAAGGAGAAAGAGGAUGUGAGACAGAGGGCGAUGACGAGGAAGAGGAGGAAGAGUAGGACGAUGAAAAGGAGGAGGAGAAGGAACAGGUGGACGACGAGGACAAGAAGGAGAAAGAGGAUGUGAGACAGAGGGCGAUGACGAGGAAGAGGAGGAAGAGUAGGACGAUGAAAAGGAGGAGGAGAAGGAACAGGUGGACGACGAGGACAAGAAGGAGAAAGAGGAUGUGAGACAGAGGGCGAUGACGAGGAAGAGGAGGAAGAGUAGGAUGAUGAAAAGGAGGAGAAGGAAGAGGUGGACGAUGAGGAC